Molecule: messenger RNA, 13453 nt
Organism: Mobula hypostoma (lesser devil ray)
Lineage: Eukaryota; Metazoa; Chordata; Chondrichthyes; Myliobatiformes; Myliobatidae
Product: regulator of G-protein signaling 17-like
Exons: 6
Coding region: 1-963 (320 amino acids)
Source: RefSeq, a predicted model, not a curated record
AUGUUGUCGGAGCUUGAGGACCUGGUUUACAGGGAAACAUUGAAUAGCCUUCGCUCUCACCCUCUCGUCCGUCCCGUCAACCUGCCCCGUCUCAUCCUCCCCCCCCCCCGCGCGUCCCCCACCCGUCGGCCGCACGCCCGAGCAACGCGCGCCCCCGCCUCGGCGCCGCGCCGGAGCGGCCGCCCGAAGCGGUGCCGAUGUGGGCGAGGGAGAGCGGGCGCCGGAGCCGCGGCGGCCGAGCAGCAGCGGCAGCGGCGGGCGGAGGGAGCUCAGUGCGUCGGCUCGGAGCCAGCAGUGAUGGGGAAGAGGCCGGAGCUGAGGAGCGGGGGAGGCUGCAGCGAGCCACCGCCAUCGCCCAGUCACAGACCCAACGCCUGCUGCUUCUGCUGGUGCUGUUGCUGUAGCUGCUCCUGCCUCUCCGCGCGGAAAGGUGAGAGGGAGGAGAUGAUGGGGCGACCCACGGAGGAGACCAGGAUGGAGACCACGGUGGAGACCAUCGAAUCCGCAGAGGAAAGCAGUGGAACCCUGCCUUCGCUGGAGGAGAUCACUUCAUGGACACAGGGCUUCGACAAGGUGAUGGGAUCGGAGGCAGGGCGCAACAUCUUCCGCCAGUUUCUGCGGACAGAGUACAGCGAGGAGAACAUGCUCUUCUGGUUGGCCUGUGAAGAGUUCAAAAAGGAAAAAAACUCCAAGGUGGUUGAGGAGAAGGCGCGGGUCAUAUACGAGAACUUCAUCUCCAUUCUCUCCCCGAAAGAGGUAAGCCUUGACUCUCGAGUGCGAGAGAUCGUCAACAGGAACCUGUUGAACCCAAGCCCUCUCAUGUUCGAGGACGCUCAGCUCCAGAUCUACAGCCUGAUGCACAGAGACUCCUUCCCCAGGUUCCUCAACUCCGAUCUGUACAAAUCCCUCACGAUCAAGCCAAAGGCCUCACUUGACGAUGCCACUCCUACUGACCAGAGCUAAUGGCAGUGCCCCCCCCCCACCCCACCCCGAGAGCAAGAAAUGACGGGGCACAAAUAUAGGUUUACACAUGGGAACUGCCCUCCACACCUCAUAAACCUACAUCACUGCCCAGACGUAUUUCAUCACACACAUCACUACCUACACCACUGUCACACAUAUCUCCACGCACCCCUACAACCACCACCCAUCCAGUCACCACCUACUCCAUCACACACACUCACACCCCUACCCAAUCCCUUAUGUCUGCACAGUUACAAGCAUACUAACAUGUACACAUCAUCACGUGCAUAGAAGUGAGCACACACACACGUUACAAUACAGAAUCAUCGCUGUCUAUAUAUUCACCAGUGUUUUCACAGGCUUUCAUUUAAAUGUACCCUCAAGCUCCCUUUCUCACCACACACUCUGUCUUGUAAGUUUUACAACACAAACAUGCAUAUUCUUGCACAGAACCACAAAUGCACAUACUGUCAUACACACACACACACACACACACGCAUGAUUGAAUGAAGAGAAGCAGUGAAUUGCCCAGGCACUGGGUUCCUAGAGACCCCCAGUUUAGCUUUACUCAGGGUGUAGAGAUACAUUGAAUAUGGAGCUACUUUUAAAAACAAAAUGCAUAUAUAUAUAUUUAUUGGUUGUAAUAAUUCUUUUGCUCACUGCCUCAACCAGCUAUACAAAAAAAAGGUUAAGAAUUUUUUUUUACUAAGUCUGUUUUAUUCAAAUAAGGGUUACUAAUCCCUGUAGAAACAGAUUAGCGUUCUGGUCAUUGCUGGCCGGGAAUCACUGAUAUCACAGGCCAUUGCUGGGGGUCGCACUUAUCCCAGUGACCCACCCAAGCUCCUGUUAGCAACCCAUUUCCUUGGGGAGGGCAGACAUCACACAGUGUGUGUGUGUGUUGCCGGUGUGAUCUCCCCCUUAGCAAAGUUCUUGCCUGGUUUUGUGUUACCAGGAGCAGGUUUGCCCUCUGUAUUCCUGCCCCUGCUCUCACGAGCCCCCCAAAAUGGAUUUCUUUGGAGAGAUGCAUCUCGAAAUGUACUGAUUUCAAGGAAAUACAGGUCUCUUUCUCCUGUCAGUCAUCUGCAGGAUUUUAAUGGACUUCUACUAAGCACAAAAAUAGGUUUAAAAUGUAUAAUUUUCUUUCUUUCUCAAGGGGGAACCAAGUUGUCAUUGUCAAUAAGUCAGAUAUAGGGCCAUUCUAUCUCUUCAGAAAAGCUGUGCAAAAAAUAUAUAUAUAUAGUAAUUAAAAACCUAGAAAUCUCCAUUGCUUUUCUUUUGAUGAGCUGGCUUCCCACUUCUCAAAGGGGAGCAGAUAACUUUUUUUUAAAGCAGAUUGAAUAUUGAUAACGAUGUACCAGUUAUUGAUAGGCACCAGGCCAGUACAGAGUGCUGAACUACAGCAGAGUCUCCCAACAAAAGCAGGAUUAAUUCCAAAAACAGUGAAUGGGGGAUGGUGCCAGUGGAUCAAGAGCUUGUGGUUAAAUUAUUUAGCGAUUGGGGUGGGGAAUAACCCAGGCGUGAUUGACGGGGGAAUUACCUUUCAUCUCGAAUCUUGAAGACUGAAAGACAGGAUCAUGGAGUCUGCUCUGCUGUUGAAGGAUCAACACAAUGUAACCCUUUGUUUUAGGUGGGUUAAUGUGUCCACUUGCAGGCAGGUCCGAGUGUGUCAAAGAGUGCGUUAAAUCACACCCAUCGACAGCGGAGAUUUCUAGGCUAAAUAUUUUGCUUGUUUGUUGUUUAAAAUAUGUAUGUAAUUUUCACUUUUUUAUUAAAAGCAUAUGAGUAUAUUUAUACAACUAUAUACAUGUAUUUCAACAAAGUGGGGUCUGGGCAGUGCCCUGACUGGAGCGGUGGGGAUCGGAUGGCUGGGGAGGGAAUUGCAUGGUAUGUGAGUAAUCUCAGAGUGGGAAUCCCUCCCUGUUUUGUCCUGCGCACAUGGACUGGGCAAGCGGGGGAAUGGGAAUGGAAGCCAUGGGAACCAGAAUCAGGUUUAUCAUCACUGACGUGUGUUGGGAAAUAUGUUUUUUUUUGGCAGCAGUGCAUUGCAAUACAUAAUAAAAAAAACUGUCAAUCACAAUAAGAAAUAUAUAUAACUAAUUAAACCAGUAGUGCAAAAAAAGAGCAAAAAAAUGUGAAGUAGUGCACGUGGAUUAAUAAUCCAUUCAGAAAUCCGAUGGCAGAGGGGUGGCUGCUAUUCCUGAAGCUUUGAGUGUGUGGCUUCAGGCUCCUGUACCUCCUCCUUGAUGGUAGCAAUGAGAAGAGGGAAUGUGGUGGGUGACAGGGGUCCUUAGUGAUGGAUGCAGGGUCAUAAUAUUGAAGUGGUGAGAAGAAAGUAUAGGGUGAAUGUCAGAGACAAGUUUUUUACACAGAGUGGUGGGUGUGUAGAAUGCAGUGCCAGGUGUGGUGGUAGAGGCAGAUACAUUAGGACCUCUUAGAUAGGUGCAUCGGUUGUUUGUCCAUCUUUGUGCAGUUCUUCAUUGGACCUAUUGUAUUUCUUUAUACCCGCUGUCAAUGCCUGCAAGAAGGUGAAUCUCAGGGAAGUAUAUGGUGACAUAUACACACUUUGAUAUUAAAUUUACUUUGAACUUUUGGAUGAAAGAAAAAUGGAGGGUUUAUGUAGAAGGGAAAUGUUAGCAUGAUCUUAGAAUAGGUUCAAAGGUCACCACAACAUUGUUGGCCAGAGGACUGCUACGGUGUGUUCAAUGUCGUAAGAAACUCAUCGAGUUGGUGAAUCCAGGUUUGCCAACUUUGCAGUUACCCCUCCCUCCCAAACUCGCAAGCCCACCAGGGUCCUUUACCCCUUCCUCUUUGCAUGUUCAAGAUUCAAAUUUAUUGAUUUCAAUACUUUCGAGAUUGUUUAACGUCAUUUCCUGUAGACAAGCGUAAAGGAGAAUGAAAUAAUUGUUACUCCAGAUCCGAUGCAGCACAAAAAUACAUGAAAGAUGAACACAAUAAUAAUAAAAAGCAACACAUAUAAAUACAUAAGAUAGCUUAUAAACAUAGAUUGAUUGUAUGUCCACAAAGUGAUUUUAGGUAUAGGAGUGUCUGUGUAUCAGGUGACUGACAGGAAAUAAUAAAGCAGUGGUUGUUGGGGUGUGGAGGGUGGAUUAGUGGGUGGAGGUGUUGAUCAGCCUCACUGCUUGGGGAAAGUAACUGUUUUUGAGUCUGGUGGUGCUGGCGUGGCCUCCUCCCUGAUGGGAGUGGGACAAACAGUCAGUGAGCAGGGUGGGUUUCUGUCCCUUCUCCAGCAGCUUUCUGUAUGGCAGGUAGGCUGGUGCCAGUGAUGCAUUGGGCAGUUUUGACAGACCUUCUUAGAACCUUCCCCUCUGCCACAGAGCAGUUUCUGUACCGUGCAGUGAUGCAGUUUGUUAGGAUGCUCUCUACUGCAUUUCUGUAGAAUGACGCUCAGAAAGCAGAGGCGUGUACAUUGAAAAUCCUAAUAAAAUGUGUAGUUUGUAAUAACGACCAACAUACCCAAUGAUGUGCUGGAGGCAGCCGACAAGUGUCACCCCACGUUCCAGAGUCAGCAUAGCGGAAUAACACAGAACCACAGUGAAACAAAACACAUCUAGUGACAAAACAACAACAGCAAAACAAGCCCAUUCCCCCUAACUACUCCCACAUACACAGUCCUCCCAUUCCAGGACAGUCCGUCUGUGACAGAUCUUCAGAGGUGCUGACACCCAGGAACUUGAAGCUGCUCAUCCCUUCCACUACUGAGCACUUGUUGUCUGCUGGGCGGCUGGGUCUGUCACACUGAGGAGAGAUCUCAGGCAGGCUGAGCUUGCGAUGUCUUAAGUCUAGAACAGGGGUCCACGGACCCCUGGGUUACGAUGGGGGUCCACGCCGUAGCAUAUAAAAGAUUGGGACCCCCUCCUCUGCAACCUCUUGCAAUCCUGCAGAUUGGAGCCUACAUACCUGGCAGUGAUGGAACUGGUCAGAAUGAUCUACACUGCACAUCUGACCGGUGCAGUGACUUGCCUACCAGCCUGACCCUGUAAACCGGGAUAGCUGGGUGGGAAGGCUAGGGUCCAGUUAGUAGGUGGAAAACAAGUACAAAAAGCAGUACAGCGCCCAUCAGGCGCCAGUACUUUAAUACGGCCAACAGCCGUGGCUUCCGACCACCAGUGAGCACAUCUACAUGGAGCAUUGUCGUAGGAAAGCAGCAUCCAUCUUCAGGGAGCCCCUCUAUACAGGACAUGCUCCCUUCUCACAGGAGUCUCAGGACACACACCACCAGUUUCAUUACCCUUCAACCAUCAGGCUCUUGAACCAGAGGACAUAGCUUCACCCAGCUUCACUUGCUCAACCAUUGAAAUGUUCCCACAACCUACAGACUCUUCAUCUCAUGUUCUUGAUUUUUAUUUUGUUGUUAUUUCCCUCUUGUUUCUUUUUGAAUUUGUACCGUUUAUUGUCUUUUGCACAUUGGUUGUUUGUCUGUCGUUUUGGGUGCGGUCUUUCAUUGAUUCCAUUGUGUUUCCUGUAUUUACUGUGAUUGCCCACAAGGAAAUGAAUCUCAGGGGAGUACAUGGUGACAUAUAUGUACUUUGACAAUAAAUUACUUAGAACAUUGAACCCACCCUAGAGCAGUGAUUGGUUGUUUGAGGAGAGACCUGACUGGCUGGGUUUCUGAGCCCAAUCUCUCUGAACAAUGGGUCGCCCUUGGAGGACCUCAGCCAGUCAGGCAGCAUCUGUGAAGAGACCUGAUAGACCAGGGGUUCUGAGCCUUUUUUAUGCCAUUUUCCUUCUGUCAGCCCAGUGAAGCCUAUGCACCCUUUCUCAGAAAAUUGUAUUUAAAUAUAUAAAAUAAAAUACACAGGAUUACAAAAUCAACCAAUAAUAUUGAAAUACAGUUAACAAAAUAUUAAUAAAGCAAGUUUAUGAUACAGUAAUAAGCGUACUACUUUUUAACGCAUUUUAUUUUUACUGAUCAUUUAGGACAGCAAUGAAGGUCCUUCUCUGUUUGACCAUACCAUCGCACACAGCUAAAGAAGGAUUCUUCACUGCUGUUUCAAUAACAAUUUUUUUGAACAGUCGGGGUUGUUAGUCCUGAACUGAACCCCCGAACCUGGAGGACCGGUGGACCACUCUUGGUCUGGUCUCUACCCUUUGCCAAAACAUGAAGUCCUGACUCCAGACAAUAUCGCUCUCCAGGUCAUUGAGGCACACGAAGCCUCCAAACCCUAUGACAAGGUUGAGGUUCGCUUGGAGGAAUAUAUUAAAUAACUACCUUAAUUUUGAAGUGGCGAUGAGCAUUGCCGUAAACAAUACUUUGAGAUAUUUGUAACAACUGUAAUCUGGUAUGAAAAUAUCUGUGAUUUCCAUUGGUGACAAAGUCACAGAUACUGCCAAUAUUCAUAAUUGAGGAAAAUGAUACAUUUUAGUUAGAGGUUAGUGAAAUAAUGAAAAUAAAGAUGUAUUUUUUCCCCUUCCAAGUUCACACUGGAAUCUAUCUAUGGAGCUGCAGUUAAGAACCCCUGUGAUAGACGUUUGAAAGGCAUUGGCCGGGUAGAAAACGGAACCUAAAACAGUACAGCACAGUAUAUAGUGUUGACCUACAUAAACUUAUUCCAAGAUCAAUCUACACACCUCAUAACCCUCCAUUUUUCUUUCAUCCAUAUCCUUAAGAAUCUUUAUCUUUUUAAAAUAACACAAAUCAUGAACUUUUCAGCACAGAACAGGCCCUCCGGCCCACAAUGUGGUGCUGACCUUUUAAGCUACUCCAAGGACAAUCCAACCCUUUUCUCCCACACCGCCCUCCAUUUUUCUAUCAUCCAUGUGCCUAUUUAAGUAAAUAUCCUCAUUAUAUCUGCUUCUGCCACCACCCCAGCCAUGUUUUCCAUGCACACACUGGUCUCUGUGUGAAUAGCUUACCUCCGAUGCCUCCCCUAAACUUCCCUCCACUCUCCUUAAACAACGUCUUCUGGUGUUGGCCAUUGCCGCCCUGGGAAAAAGGUGCUGGCUGACCACUCGAUCUACACCUUUCAUAAUCUUAGAAACCACUAACAAGUUGUCCCUCAUCAUGUCAAUAUGUUUUUAUCAGGGUAGAAAUGUCAAAGGUCAGAGGCCUGAGGCCUACUUUGGUCAGGGUUGACCAUGGAUGUUGUAUUCCAGCUGUUUAUAAAAGCCAGGGCAGUGUGAUAUGGAGAGCAAGCUGUUGCCAAUGUAGAAUGCUACCCCCUCUCCACGCAUCUCCACCCGAAGGAACAGCAGAUUCCGAUACAGUUUUGCACCAACUGCGUUGCAAGAGUUGCCAGUCAGCAUUCAACUUGAUGUAGGGCUGCCUUAGGGACUCCAGCUCUGGAUUUCUCCCUUGGGGUUUACUCCCAAACCCUUCCCCAUCCCUCCACAAGGCCGCGGAGGUUUGAGAUCAGAGUUUUCCUUCUCCUUAGAUGAGCUGUCGACUGCGGCUGAUGAGCCCCAUCUGCCAGAAGCAACGGGUUUUAAGGCGCCAGUGACCUGCUUUUGCCUCUUCCCAUCAGCAGAAAUGGUUUGCCCGGCAUAGUAGCUAAGUCACAAGUGAAGCCCAUGAGCUGGUCUUGGUUGUCAGUGGCUAUUUGAGGCACAUGCCAUUCGAAACCAACUACUAAAGUUGAGAGGGAGAAAGUUUAAGGGAUACAAUAUGUAGGGGGAUUUCUUUUUAACUUAGAGAUUGGUGGAUGCCUGGAACAUGCUGCCAGGUGUGAUGGUGGUGGGAGCAAGUAUCUCUCUCAAACCCGUUCUCUUGCUUUCUGCCCAAUAACCUUUGAUGCUCGAACUAAUCAAGAACCUAUCAAGUGCUGCUUUAUAUAUACCCAAUAACUUGGCCUCCACAGACACCUAGGGUAAUGAAUUUCACAGAUUCACCACCUUCUGGCUAAAGAAAUCCCUCCUCAUCUCUGUUCUGAUGGAGCUCUCUGGUCCUAGACUCCCCCACUAUAGGAAACAUCCUCUCCACAUCCAUUCUGUUGAGAUAUUUCAACAUUUGAUAGGUUUCAAUGAGACCUCCCCUCUUUCUUCUAAAUUCCGGCGAUAGAGGCCCAGUGCCAAACAAACGCUACUCAUACAUAAACUCUUUAAUCCCCAGAAUCUUUUUCGUGAACCUCUUCUGGACCCCGUCCAAGGCCAUUGUAUAUCUCUUUAGAUAAGGAGCCCAAAACUACUCUCAAUACUCCAAUUAAAUCAGCCAUGACUUACUUAGAAAUCUGUGGAGCAGACUCACUGGGCUGAAUUGCCGAACUCGGCUCCUUUGUCUUAUGUUCAGAGGGCCAAAAUUGAUUAAUAAAUGUGUUAUUGGAAUUGGUUUAUCAUUGUUACAUGUACCAAGAUACAGUGAAAAUCUGUUCAUACAGAUCGGAACAUUACACCGUGCUUUGAGGUUGUACAAGCUGAAACAGUAACAAUGCAGAAUAAAGUGUUACAACUGCAGUGCAGGUAGACAAUAGGAUGCAAGGCCACAGUGAGGUAGAUUGUGAAGCCAAGAGUCCAUCUUACCGUACAAGAGGUCCAUUAGUCUGUCUUAUCGUAUAGUAGACUUAUAACAAAAGAGCAGAAGUUCUCCUUGAGCCUGGUGUAUGUGCUUGUGGGCUUUUGCAUCGCUUGCAUGAUGGGGAAGGGGGAGAGAGAAGAGCAAUUGUCCAUGGUGUGUGGGGUCUGGGAUUUUGCCGGGUGCUUUACUGUGGUAGCGAGAAGUGUAGACAGGGUCCAGGGAGGGGAGGUUGGUUUCGGUCACGUGAUGAAGUGUCCACAGCUCCCUGCGGUUUGUUGCCGUCAUGGGAAGUGGGGAUGUUCCCUCUCAAAUUCUUUUGGCUUCUUUUCUGUGUAGGUGAGAUUGGGUUCAGUUCCUUGAGCCGGUCUUCUUGCUCAGUCCACCCCCGCUCUAAGAUAUAGUCUGCUGCUCCAGCUCCCCCCAGUUUGCUUAGAAAUUCAAUCGGAAUGAUAAUCACACACUUGAAUGGUAACCCACUACAAUACCAUUUGUAUUUAAUUGAACUUGUGAAUGUGAGACUGUCAGUGAAAGCAUUUAUAAUCAGCUUUGUAUGUUACUGAAUUUAACAAUAUCCACUCAGUGGCCCCGUUAUAAGGUACAGGAGUGGAAGCCAGUGUGAUCUUCUGCUGCUGACGCCCGUCCACUUCAGGGUUUGAUGUGUUGUGUGUUCAGAGAUGCUCUUCUGCACACCACUGCUGUAACCUGUGGUUAUUGGAGUUACUGUCACUUGCAGAGGUUGGCCAUUCUCCUCUGACCUCUCUCAUUAACAAGGGGUUUUCACCCACAGAACUGCCAGUCACUGGAUUUUUUUUUUGUUUGUUUGUUUGGUUUUCGACCAUUCUCUGUAAACUCUGGAAAUCAGCAGGAGAUCAGCAGUUUCUGAGCUACUCAAACCAUCCCAUCUGGCACCAACAAUCAUUCCAUGGUCAAAGUCACUUGGAUCACAUUUCUUCCCCAUUCUGAUGUUUGGUCUGAACAAAACUGAACCUCUUGACCAUGUCUGUGUGCUUUUAUGCAUUGAGCUGCUGCCACAUGAUUGGCUGAUUAGUAUUUCCAUUAAUGAGCAGGUGUACCUAAUAAAGUGGCCACUGAGUGUACUUGAACUUGUGAAUGUAUGGCUGCAAGAGAAUCAGCUUUCUGUGUCACAGAACUUACUUUAACAAUGUAAUGUGUUACCUUUCCUGUAUUUUCUGAGACCAAGGGAACUCAGAAACACAAACUUUAAAAGGGCUAUUUCUCGUUUCCCUAUGGGAUGAUCUACAGUUUGAGUCAAGUUAAUGAAGCUGUUAAAUAUUAUUUACUAUUAAAGUAACUUACGAAGUUUACACAUGGAGGAUUUACAUAUCAGUCUUCUCUGUUAAUAUUCAGAAUCAGAAUCAGGUUUAAUAUCUCCGGUAUAUGUCAUGAAAUUUGUUGUUUUUGUGGCAGCAGUACAUUGCAAUACAUAAUUUUAAAAAGAAACCAUAAAUUACAGCAAGAAAUAUUGUUAAAAACAAACAAAUUAACUAAGUAAUGUAAAAAGAGAGCAACAAACAAUAGUGUGGGAGUGGACAUGGGUUCAUUGUCCAGACAGAAAUCUGAUGGCAGAGGUGAAGAAGCUGUAAAUAUCGCACUCCCUCUAGUGAAUUUCAUUGAUAAUCUCUUUCAUGCACUGGAUAUUUACACAGGCAUAUGGUGAGAGUGUUUCACUCAAUAGUUCUGCAAUAUAAAUAUUAGUUUUUUAGAAGGGUCAUAGCAGAAUCAGAUUUAAUAUCACUGGCAUGUGUUGUGAAAUUUGUUUUACAGAAGUAGUGCGUUGCACUAUACAAGAAAACCUAUAAAUUACAAUAAGAAAUAUAUCUUUAAAAAUUAAAUUAUAUACUUAGUGCAAAAAGCAAGCAAAAAAUAUAUUGAGGUCGUGUACAGAGGUUCAUUGUCCAUUCAGAAAGGGGAUGGUGGAGGGGAAGAAGCUGUUCCUGAAUUGUUGAGUGUGUGUCUUCAGGCUUCUGUACCUCCUCCCUGAUGCUAGGAGUGUGAAGGGGGCAUGUCUUGGAUGAUGGGGGUCUUCAGUGAUGGAUACCGCCUUUUUGAGGCAUCGCCUUUUGAAGGUGUGCUUGAUGCUGGGGAGUCCAGUGCCCCUGGUGAGGCUGGCUGAGUUCACAACUUUCUGCAGCUUUUUCCCAAUCCUGUGCAGUGGCCCCUCCAAACCAGAUGGUGGUGUGGCCACUUACAACGCUUUCCAAGUGCACUGACUUAAAGAAGAAAAGGGCAUUAAAUCCAUUAUCAUGCCUGUUGAAUUGGGGUGGCCGAGUGGCAUAGUGGUUAUCAUAACACAUUACAGCGCUAGUGAUCAAGGUUCGAUUCCUGCCACUUUCUGUGAGGAGUUUCUACGUUCUCUCAGUGACCAUGUGGGUUUCCUCUGGGUGUUCCAGCUUCCUCCCACUUUCUAUAAGAGGUACAGGUUAGGAUUAGUGGGUCGUGGGCAUGAUAUGUUGGUACCAGAAGCAUGACAACACUUGCAGGCUGCCCCCGGCACAUUCUGGGACUGUGUUGGUUGUUUGAAGACAAGCAAUGCAUUUCACUGUCGAGGGGUCGGAGCAAAAUGCAGGCAAUUGAGACUACUGUAUCUUGAAUGGGACAUCUAGGUUGGUAUAGACCAGAUGGGCCAAAAGGCCUGUUUCUCUGCCAAAUGGAUCUAUAUGACUGCUUUAGUUAAAUAUGUUAAAGAUUACCUUUACUUGUCAUAUGUGCAUCAAAACAUACAGUGAAAUACACCCAUUUGCAUCAACAACCUGCUCAGUCCAAGGAUGUGCCCGCACGUGUCACCCUGCUUCAUCAACAUAGCGUGCCCACAACUUACUAACCCUAACUGGUCUUUGGACUGGCAGCUCUUAGCUCUCGGAACUUGCCCCCAUGUCAUCUCUUUGGAGAGGUGAGGAAAUUCCGGAGACCGUGACGGUCUUGUUGACACAUCCACACUCAGAACAAACUGUCCUGGCCAUUGCAUAGGAAGAUUAAAGAUUGUCUUUAUUUGCACAUCAAAACCCAGAGUGAAAUGUAUUGUUGGUAACAAGGACCAACACAGUCUCAGGAUGAGCUAGGCUGGGGAUAGCCCGUACAUGUCACCAUGUUUCCAGUGUCAAUAUAGCAUGCCCACAAAUUACUGACCUGAACCCGUACAUCUAUAGUUAGUAUUGAACAGUGUAAACUUCCAAUGUUAUCUAAUUAUUGUAAGUGUAGGCAUGGGAUGUUGGUAAUACUCACUAUGAAAAUGAUUCUAUUAGCCCACAGCUUGCUAACCCGUAAGUCUUUGGCUUGUGAAAGGAAACGCACACAGUCGUCAGGAGGACGUAGAAACUCUGUACAGACAGCAACAGGAACUUAACCAUGAUUGCUAGCGCUGUAAUAGUGUUGCGUUAAUUGUGCCACCCACAGCCACCCUUCAGCUGGCGCUACACGCUUUUAGGCUUUUGUAUCUUCUGCUUGAAGGGAGUGGGGGAGAAGAGAGAAUGUUCUGGCUGGGUGGGGUCUUUAAUUAUGCUGGCUGCUUUACUGAGACAGUGAGAAGUGCAGAGAGAGUCCAUGAGAGGAGGUUGGUUCCUGCACCCCUUCCCACACCGGAUAGGCAGGAGACAUCUGGUAUGCAAAUGCUGGCAUAUAAUUCAGCUGGGAUUAUCUGUGACGAAACUCCAAAGGGUAGAGAGGUGCCGGGGCAAUUUCUAGGUGAGCCGGGGCAUGGUCUGAUCAAACAUCACCUUUGCACGUCAAGAAUGGGAAUUAGUCUGGAGAAAGGAAAUUUUCCAACGUGGUCCGUUAACGUGGAACUGGAGAUGGGUCACUGACCAUGAUCAGGGGGAUGAUUUUUCACUCCCCAAUUCAAAGACAGCUUGGACAUCUGGCAAAAAUAUCUAGUGUGAGUGAAUUAUCUCUUGCAAAGAGACGGCACUGGUCUGACGGGCUGAGUGGCCUCAUCGGUCUGCAGUCUGCCUCACUUGGGCAUAGGAUAGAUGACAUAUAGUGAGAGGAAUCUCUUUCCAAUGUCGUUUGGAAUCUGACAUGAACAAAUCUCUGAUGGGGAAGCAAAGACUGUAAGGCAUUGGAGCACAGUUAGGCCAUUCAGCCCAUCUAGUCUGCGUCCACCAUUCAAUCAUGGUUGAUAAUUAUCAUCCCUCUCAACCCCAUUCUCCCUCUCCCCGUAACCUUUGAUGCCCUGACAAAUCAAGAGCUAUCAACCUCCACUUUAAAUAUACCCAAUGACUGGGCCUCCGCAGUUGUCUGUGGCAAUGAACCAGAAUCAGGUUUAAUAUCGCUGGCAUAAGUUGUAAAAUUUGUUGUUAUGCAGCAGCAGUGCAGUGCAAUAUAUAAUAAUAAAAACUGUAAAUUACAGUAAGUAAAUAUAUAUAUAGUGAAGUUAAAUACAUAGUGCAAAAAAAAAGGUGAGGUACUCUUCAUUGGUUCAAUGUCCAUUCAGAAUUCCACAGAUUCGCCACCCUUGGGCUAAAGAAAUUCCUCCUCGUCUCUGUUAUAAAGGGACAUCCCUCUAUUCUGAGACCUGAGGCCCAGAUUCCCCCACGAGAGGAAACAUCCUCUCCAUGUCCACUCUUUCGAGGCCUUUCAGUGUUCGAUAGGUUUCAAUGAGAGAUCCCCCUCCUCUCAUUCUUCUACACUCCAACGAGUACAGGUUUAAUAUCAUUGACGCGUCAUGAAAUACGUUGUUUUGUGGCAAAAGUACAUUGCAAUACAUAAUUUUUAAAACUGCAAAUUAUGUAAUAGUCUAUUCUGAGGCUGUGCCCUCUGGUCCUCGUUUGUAAAUAAGACAAUUCCCAUUUUUUUUAUAUAAGUGCCAAGCUUGAAAUUUACAUUCACGAGAAACUGAAGAUAUAUUUAGAACUGUUUGAAUAACAUCUUUGUUGUCUGUCAGAUUUGUUUUAUUGCAAGGAAAAAUAGAAAUGCUGAUUUAUAAAACUGGAAAGUAACACUGGGGAUUUUUUCUUGUUUCCCGAUGUUUCAGGUAGAAGUUGCCUACGAUUGUAUCUUGCCUGU